CUUGCUAAACCAAAUAAACAGAAUGAUAACAAAAGGGCAGAGUACAAAAGGCAAAUGCGAACAGGGCGCAGGUAAACAAAAUGCUGGCCAAAAAUAAAUAUGUGCCGCGCGUAAACCAGAUAGAUGCUAUUUACCUCAACAAGGACAUAUCCCGCAUGAUACGGGAUAAUCUGCUGGAGAAUUUACAAGCCAUAUCGCCCGUGCUGUUUAUCAAAAUACAACCAGAGUUGGAUUUACUUAUACAAUCGGCUAUUUGGUUUGGAUCCGUGGGCAAACGUUGCUCCACAUUUGGCCAGCAGCUGCUGGUAUUAGCCUACGACGCCGAGAAACUAACUGUUUCCCGAUUGGCCCUACACUUUGCGUUAACCGUGCUGCCGGGCUAUGUGAAGAGCUGGGAGGAGAAGCGUUUGUCGCGCCAUGUCGAAUGGUUCAGCCGGGCCAUUACAUGGACAGAGAACAGUGCCUUGGUUCUGAACGUGCUCAACUACUUUCGGUUUCUAAAGACUGGACGAAAGCCCACACUGAUUGACUAUCUGCUGGGCUUGGACUACAUCAGUUUGCGCAACAAUCAAAGACGCGACAUUGGCUACAAAUACCUGACACGUGAACUGCUAUGGGGCGGCUUUAUGGAAAUUCUGGGUCUAUUGCUGCCGAUUAUCAAUUUUCGUAAAAUCCAAAGACUUUUGAAGGCUGGCUUUUUCGGAGAGGAGGGUCAGCACGCCCGGCGGCGGGAAAGUGCUACGAGAGAUCUUGUUGCCGCCAAAAUGACGACGAACACCACUUGCAGCUACUGCGGCGUACGUCCUACGCUGCCCCAUCACAUGGGCUGUGGGCACAUAUAUUGCUAUUACUGUUUAAGCGCCAAUUUAUUGACAGAUGCGAACUUUAUUUGUGUUAAGUGUGGGGCCAGCUGUCCAGAGAGCGGUGUACAAAGUGUAUAAUUAUUGUGUUUUGUGAUUUUUACAAUAGAUUUAAAGUAUUUGUAUGCAAAAUUGCGGAAGGAAUGAAAACUUUUUUUCACUCUGUU
This is a messenger RNA of Drosophila montana, 1027 nucleotides long. It is a transcript of the gene Pex2, whose product is annotated as peroxin 2. The record is from RefSeq and is a predicted model, not a curated record. The coding region runs from base 81 to 941 and encodes 286 amino acids. Lineage: Eukaryota; Metazoa; Arthropoda; Insecta; Diptera; Drosophilidae. Gene Ontology annotation, molecular function: zinc ion binding. Gene Ontology annotation, cellular component: peroxisomal membrane. The transcript has 4 exons. Gene Ontology annotation, biological process: protein import into peroxisome matrix.